Molecule: messenger RNA, 2974 nt
Organism: Nasonia vitripennis (jewel wasp)
Lineage: Eukaryota; Metazoa; Arthropoda; Insecta; Hymenoptera; Pteromalidae
Exons: 6
Coding region: 376-2625 (749 amino acids)
Source: RefSeq, a predicted model, not a curated record
UGUUUACAUUUUUCUAGAGAGAGACAGAGCGCCGACUCCCGUCUUUUGUUUCGAACAAUCGUCACAGUAUUGGACACUAAUAGUUACCGGCUCGAAAAAGAGCAUUUCUUCACACACUUGCGUGCGUUAGUCAGUCCGUACCGGUCGCGCGCGCGAGUCGCUUGCGGUAUAUACUGUGUCUCCGCGAGAUGCAGAGCAAGCGACGAUUAGAGGUAUAGGCGAAACACCGUCUACGCCGAGUUGGAUUUUCUCUAUGUGAUAUGGGUUAAUCAACGGCGAGGAUCUAUCUGCAGGGUCAACCGUUUUUCCGACGUCUACUUCACUUGUAAAACAGCUCGUGGUUGUCUUCACUGGAUCUUCAUAUCGCGAUAAGAUAUGGAUCUCCAAAAUGCAGCCAACUACCAGUCUUACAAAUGCAGGAGCUUACUGGCUUGUGACUCCGGAGGAAUGGUUUUUGAUAGAUCCAAGAGUUUUGAUAGCAGAAGCUGCGACGAGAAGUACGCGCAGAAUGCAAGUGCUAGUCGAAGUGAGACUGGUCUGUCAGAGAAGAUUAUAUAUAUAAUUGAUGCUAACAGUCAAUCAAUGAUCAAUAGCAGAUCGCUGGUUGAUCUGACUACUCAUUUGGAUGAUGAUGAAUUCAAUGACUAUGAGAUAAAGUCAAGCAACAGCAGCUUAUGUAAAAAUGAAGCUGUCCAGUAUAUUCAGAAUGCGAACGAGAUUAAUCAUUUGAAGACAGAAAAUGAGAAUUUUGAAUACUCAAGUGUUCAAAAUGAUAUAGAUGAAACUGUAUCCAAUUUAGUUGAUGAAAUAUUAGAGCAUGAAGAUACUUUCACAAUUCAGCAUUCUCAGUCAUCUCGAAAUUCUAAUGAGGCAAAUAAUUUGAAUUAUUAUGGAAGUGGCUCUGAUAGCAUUAGGAUUGAUAAUUUAUCAGCAGAAGGCCGCAAUGUUCAAUUUUUGUCUACUUCAUCUCUGAGUGAAACUGCAUCUUUGGUUUCAGAUACUGUAAGCACUCGAGCUACUCUUGAAUAUGAGUUUGAUCCUUACAAGACUGAAGAAAUCGAAUCUUAUAAAAAACAUAUGAAUAAGAGAAAACAAACAUAUAAUGUUAAAGAAGAUGGAUUCAGUGAACUUUUGGAUGACAGUAAGAAUGCUCAACAAGAUUUCGUUCCUAUUAAUAAGAGUAAGAGAAAGAAAUUAGCUUAUAAUAAAGAAAACCAAAGAGAGAGGCUACAAAGUCAAAAAAGAAACCCUUUUGCCAAUGUGAAAAUGAGCAGCAUCUUAAAAAGAAAAAAAACAACAAAAAAGACUAAAAGUUCUUCCAAAGAUCAGGCUGUAGAACCAAUGACACCUAAUUAUGAUGAAAACUUUGCAUCUAUUAGUAGCUGCUCUUAUGGGGAUGAAGUUAUGAUCCAUAGAAAAAGUUCUUGCCAAUACAAUGACUUUUCUUCUUCAAAUUCCAAAGAUGACGAUUUAUCCAAUGCGGAUUAUUUAGAUUACGUGCAACCAAGAGAACAGAUAGUUGAGUCUGACAUGGACAAGCUCUUAAGUCCAACUAUAGAGAAUGAUCCAUCUGAAAGAAUUAAAACUCAACAGUCCAUAAAUGAAAGCAAGAGGCUAGUAGACUGUAAUGGCAAUGAAGUGGACUUUCAAGAUAUCCAAAAAAUAAGUACCUUAAAAUCAGUAUUAUCGCCAAGUCAAAUUGCAGAAAGAGAACUUUUUUUAUACUCUGCACAUGCAAAAAAGCUUGGCAUGGAAAAUCUAUUUAAUACAUCGAAUGAUGCAGUUAUCAAUGAAAUUAUUUUUAAUACAAAUGUUGUCUGUGAACAAAUUAAUUUAGAGUUGAACUUGAUGAGGGGCAUAGAAGGAACACAUUUACAACAAACUCUAGAGAAGAAUUCUUUUUUCCAAGCUGUUUCCUGUACCUUGGUUGAAAGUUUAAACGAAUUGCAUCGUUUUGGAGGCUUUAUAGACGAAAAUUCUCAAGAAACAAAAUCCAGUAGAGAAGUUACUUCAAGCGCUGUGCCAAUCAAUAAUGAAUUUGUUAAUAUUUCUGGCACAAAUAAUUUCCAGAAAUACGAGACCCAUAUUAGUUCAAGUCAGUUGAAUGAGAAAGAGAAAAAACAACCGAAAUCAAAUCUUUGUUUUAAUUUCUCUAAUAAGUCAAACUUACUUGGUAUAGAUUUUCAAUCAAGGUGUGAUACACUAGAGCACAUACAAAACGUAAAUCAUGAUGUAAAACGAUCACCUGCUCCAUUGAUCAUCAAGAUGAAAAGAAUUAAUCAAGGAAAUAACGAAUAUGUAAUUGACGAUUCUAGUCGGCAAACGAUGAAAGCCUCGCAAAAGAAAACAGCGGCUACUGUAAAUAACAUUGAAAGGUACGAAUGCCAUGAUUGUUCUGAGAAGUUUAGAACCAAGCGAAUUUUAAAAAAUCAUGUUUCGGAAUAUCAUAAAGGCCCGUAUGAUGUGGAGUGUGAGAUUUGCUUUAUGAAAUUCAAAAAAAGUUCAGCGCAUAAAAAGCAUCUUCCAUGGUGUCCUAAAAGUAUUGUACACAAAUGUAAUAUUUGUGAUAGAAUAUACUGUUACCGAGCUUCGCUUGAGAAACAUUUGAAAACUCAUCAGCGUUAAUCUAAAGGUGCCAGAGAGUCAUAGAGAUAGCAAUAGGGCUAAAUUAUUAAUGUUGAACGUGUUAUCUUUUUUUUUACAACCAUAAGAUGUGUUAUAUAGAUUAAGAUAUUUUUGAGAGAUGUGCACUUGAUGAAUCAGCAAUUAAUGAGAAUACUCAAGUACAUAGAAGAUAUUUUUUUAAGAGAUCUUAGUCUCUUUAAUAAAAGAAGAGCGUCGUCAAAGAAGUAGGCUAUUUGUUUUUUAUACCUAAGCAAUAUAUUGUUAAUUUAUAUUUUUAUUAUUUUAUUAUAUUCGUGUCAAUGAGUAACUUAUAGUAUCUCUACCAAUAUAAUAAUUUUUGCAACUAUAA